AACAUAAUGAAUCGGUGAUGCAGGUGUUAAUAAUCCAUUAGAAUACGAACAAGAGUAUGAGACGGGACGAAAAGAAAAUGGUACUAAGAGUUGUGCCGGGGAUAGGACGUAAUUAUGGAAAAGUGGUUUACGUAAAGUAUUGUGCAUCAGGGCUGCUUCUCAUGUGUUUAAAAGGGUUAGAGGGUUACCUGUUCAAUACGUGGCAUUUUAAAAAUAUUACCGGGUCCAAGGUGCACUAACAGAUAUUUUAAAGCGCUCCUAUGUUGUUGAGGCAUCUUCCUGAUUUUACGUGCGAAUCAAAUCGCAUAUUUGGAGGAAUUGCGUAAACGAACGUAUAAAAUGCUUUAUAAUAGUACUGGGCUGAUCAACGGUUGAUGCAUGUGUGACAGGUAGCUGUGAAUGAAGGGUGAUCGAGUGCUACAGCCAUGUUGCGAUCGAAGAGCGCCUUUGUGGCAUUACCACACGGUCAUGGCUGUGGCAUUGGAUGAAAAGGAUCGAACGGUCAGGCAAUUUUUUGCAGGAGGAUUGGUGUGCACAUUUAUUUCUACUCCAAGUAAUUUGCUGUGUUACGCGCAGCUGCACACUCUUCGGUAACCGGAAGAGCGAGUAGCACCGUACUGCUGCGGGUGUCUACGUGUCGCAUUACGAUGCACGCAACAGCACGCUAUGCUCCUAUUUUCAAUGCCCGUCAUUUUCUAACGUACUCGCCAUCGUUUUGCCUUUCCUUGUCUGCCAAACUGUUCCAUUCAUCGCCACCCGAUCAAAAACAAAACACUUCCGUUUCAUCGUCCAAAUAUUAACGCUCACACAAUCCUGCACCAUGACCAUACCAUCAUCACUCAGAGAAUACUUUCUAGGUCCUGCACUCACCUUCCACCACCAAAAGACGAUCAUGUCUACGCUGUACAACCAGCUCAACAAUCCACGCUUCUUCAGGCUGGUGGUCAUCGUUACACUUAUUUCAUUCUUUGCACUUGUUGUGCGUGUUAUAAGGUUGAAGAGACAGACCGGGCUGUUGCCGUUCGUGAUGGGCGGUAUUUUGAUUUACUCGGGUUUUUGUUUGGAGAGGAGUUUUCGGGUUGGGAUGCUGAUGGACGUGAGUGGGAAUAAAUGGAGAGAUGUGAUUGGAGUGGGCGGUAUCAGGAACAGCUAUGUGAAGGAAAAGAUUCUUUACUUGUUUAGACGGCCUAAGGAUGAUAAUGGAAAGGUGGGAAGCGGUGAAAUGGGCGAGGGCAAGGCGGUUAAAGAUGAACUGAGUGAAGGACGAGUUGGAGACGAUGCUAGAGCAGCAAAUGAGAACGUAAAUGGUGCUAGAGCAGCAAGUGAGAACGUAAAUGGUGCUAAAGCAGCAAGUGAGAGCGUAAAUGGUGCUAGAGCAGCGAACGAAACAAAUGCUAAGAUGGGAACGGAUAAUGGAACAGGAACGAAUGACAAUGACGAAGAUGAUAACCACGAAAAUGAAAUGGAAUAUAGCCAGAACAUGAAGGAGAGCACACGAAUAGGCAGCAAGAUGCUGAAUGAUGGCGGACUAGCGAUGGCAGAUAAGGCAAGUGGCCAAAGAACGGAUGCAAUAAGGGAAGGAAAGGAUGCCAAAGAAAGAAAAAAUGUGGUAAGUAGACAGGUCGUGAUAAAAAAGGUGGGUAAAAAAAGUGGAAAUGGUGUGCCCGCAAACAACUCACCGCCGAAUAGCUCUGAUACUCCGGCACAGGACACACCGAUCAAUGACACGGAUAGGCCGAAAGGAACAGAAAACGGCGUAUUGAAAGACGAGAGCACCCCACGGGAGGUGUCAGAGGCACUAGCAAACACAAAGACGAUGUACAACGACACAUUUGAACAGAAAUCAUUCAUAAUAUCACUCAAACAGACGAUGCUUCGCAAAGAGAACGCAGUCAAUCGCACCAAAUCGCUGCUCGCAUCGCUCAAGAAAACAAAAAAGUACGUGGCGGAGGAUUUGAGGCUGUUCGAGGACAAUUUCGAGAAUUUCCUGAGGGCGAGCGCUGAUGUGGGUGAUGUGCUCUCUAAUGCAGAUAUUAGCGCAGAUCUGUACAAAAUAGAUAUGCAAGAGCUGAAGAAAGAUGUGGGGGAGCGUAUUGGUAUUGUGGACGUGUUGGAAGGCUUCUUAAGGAUCACAAAAGGGCAGAAAAACAUUUCGGGAGACGGUUCAACGGGCAGUAUCAAAUUUUAUCUGGGGAACGGGGAUCGUUUACAAGAGGGAUAUGGUGUGAACGGUAGACCGAGUGUUUUUGACAUCGGUCUUAAGGACAGCGCUGCGAAUUUGGUAGCAGGCACAGGGACUGCGAACAACGUGGUAAAUGCGCUGGACACGGUUAAGGACAGCGCUGUGAAUCUGUUGCCCGGUUUAGGCCACAAGGGCAUUGCACUAGGAAUGCCCAGCUCUAGCACCAAGGUUAACGCGCUGAAUUUGUUACCUGGCCCAUCAACCACGGACAGGAGACCAAAUGGUGGAUUUUUCAGUGCCCUGCUUGGCACAGGAACCGGCAACAGCGCAAUCUAUGAGCCUUUAAAAGCAGAAGACGUAAAAUUUGCAGGACUUAAUAAUGAAAAGUUUGAGGCGGAAAAGCGGACAGAACAUAAGUCACCGUUUGAUCUGCAAGAAACACAAAAUCUCGUAAAAAUACAGGUAUUUAUGAUACUACAAGGCCUGAUAUGCCUGACAAUCUUCAUCUUUAUGAUUUGCAAUCUGCUCGACAUAAUUCCAAUUUUCAAGCUGAUCCUGUUGGUGAUUCUGAUCGGCAACAUUUUCAUAGGCAUUGUGAGCAUGGUGUAUGCACAGGCACUCGCCAAGAAGUGUGUGCUCAUGGAUGUGCCGAACUGCAACAAAAAGAAUCUUUUUGAUGUGGAAGAGGUUGUAGACAUCCUGAAUGAGCAGCAGGAGACGGACAAGCACGAUGCUCUUUCAUUCAUAGAGCGUAAAUUUGAGGAGAACUAUGAGCAGCUGAGCGUGGUGGUCGCACAGCUGCAGAAGUACAUGGAGGGCAGUGACAGCAAGGUAACCCACAAAAUAGAUGUGUUUAAGAAUCUUAUCAACAAGCUGCUGUUUAUUGAGACACAUUUCUCGCAGCCUAACCGGCUGUACGUGCCUGUGUAUGCCAUGAAAAGGUUCCUUGAAGAUCUGCAGCAGCAGCUCGUCGAGAUAUCGUACACCGCACUCUUUCCCAUCUACAGAGACUUUCUGGAAUGCGCGAUUUUCUUUGAGCAAGAAAAAGGCAGCGUAAAGAACAGGGUGAACAACUUCUUGCGACUGAACACGAAGCGGAAGGAGGAGAAGGCAAAUGAGAAGUGCAAGAAGAAGAUCAAGAAGAUUUGUAAGGCGAAGAAGGACUAUGAGGAGCUUGCGUUCGCGCUGACCUCCUUCGGCAUUGUGUUUGUGAUCCUGGUGUGCUUCUAGUGGAGCAUCAGCGGGGUGUGCGACACGUAAUAAAGCAACG
Vavraia culicis subsp. floridensis is the source of this 3452-nucleotide messenger RNA. RefSeq lists its product as uncharacterized. Bases 821 to 3412 code for a protein of 863 amino acids. NCBI's taxonomy places the organism in Eukaryota, Fungi, Microsporidia, Pleistophoridae. The transcript has a single exon. The record is from RefSeq and is a predicted model, not a curated record.